This is a messenger RNA of Epinephelus moara (kelp grouper), 1623 nucleotides long. It is a transcript of the gene tra2a, whose product is annotated as transformer 2 alpha homolog. NCBI's taxonomy places the organism in Eukaryota, Metazoa, Chordata, Actinopteri, Perciformes, Serranidae. Gene Ontology annotation, cellular component: spliceosomal complex. The record is from RefSeq and is a predicted model, not a curated record. The transcript is spliced from 9 exons. Gene Ontology annotation, biological process: positive regulation of mRNA splicing, via spliceosome. Gene Ontology annotation, molecular function: RNA binding. Bases 106 to 996 code for a protein of 296 amino acids.
CGCGCCAUCUUCUAGCUAAUAACCGGGCAGAAUUAAACAUUGCAUAAAACCCUCAGUGCUGUUUGUUUCCAUCAAAAUACUCGGUUGUAUUAGCUAUACUGAACAAUGAGUGAUAUUGAGGAUGGACACUAUGGAGGACGGGGGUCACGCUCCCCAUCUAAAUCGGAUCGUGGGAGUCCAGCUCGGGUUAAGUCGGAGAGCAGGUCUGGCUCCCCGAGCCCAGCCCGGGCCUCCAAACGCUCUGAGUCCAGAUCCCACUCUCGGUCAAAAUCUAGGUCUCGUUCUAGGCGGCACUCUAACCGCCGUUAUAGCCGCUCACGCUCUCGGUCCUACUCCCGCCGGAGGAAGUCCCGCUCUCGUUCCUACAGUCCAGAGUACCGACGCAAGAGGAGCCAGAGCACUUCCCCUAUGUCGAACAGGCGCCGUCACACUGGCAGCAGGAGCAAUGACUUCACAAAAGAAGCAUACAGUCAUGGCGGAGAUGCUGAUGUUAGGGCAAACCCUGACCCCAGCACAUGUUUGGGGGUGUUUGGCUUGAGCCUGUACACCACAGAGCGUGACCUGAGGGAGGUGUUUUCGCGCUACGGUCCUUUGGCGGGGGUCAAUGUGGUGUACGACCAGCGCACGGGUCGCUCCCGUGGCUUCGCCUUUGUUUACUUUGAGAGACUGGAGGAUUCCAAAGAGGCAAUGGAGCGAGCCAAUGGCAUGGAGCUGGACGGGAGGCGCAUCAGAGUGGAUUAUUCCAUCACUAAACGUGCUCAUACCCCCACACCAGGAAUCUACAUGGGCCGACCAACACACAAUGGCGGCGGAAGCAGCAGCAGCAGCAGCAGCAGCAGGAGGGGGAGAGACUCGUAUUAUGACCGCGGCUAUGACCGCUACGACAGAUGCGACGAGUAUGACUAUAGGUACAGUCGCAGGCGUUCUCCAUCACCCUACUACAGUCGAUACAGGUCACGCUCACGGUCUCGCUCCUACAGCCCACGCCGAUACUAAGUUCCUUCUCUCAGCGUUCAGCUUCCCUCCGAUAAUUGACGGUGUGCGAUUCAUCAUGGUGUUUCUGAGGGGAACAUUUUGAAUUAGCAUGUCUAUAUCAACAGAACUCUUAAGUUUGAGAUAGUUCUUGUUCACAUGCAAUAGAUGUCUUAAUUUUUAGACGUUUUGAUGCAUCCAUGUUGAGUGUGAGCAAAGAACUCUGCAACUGUUGCUUCAUUCUGUGACUUGCAUCCUUCCUUCCCUCUUCAUUUUCUGCAGCAGCGAUAACCUGUUUUUCCUGUUGAGUGAUGGUCGAAGGGGAAUGUAAACUGGGUUUUAUUACAUAAUGGUGACACUUAAUUUUACACCCUUUUUUUUAAGUAAGUUUAAGAAUCAGCUCAGUGUAUGUGCAGUAAAGAUUACAGAUUAAUCCCAAUGUUACCUAGCACUAACUGAGUUACUGGUAAGUAGCAGGAAAAUCAGGCUGUAAAAUGGAGUGUUACCAGCAAUCAGUGGUCGGUUCUCUGCUCACAUUCAUUUUUAGUCAAGAAAGUCAUUGUUUGAGUUUCUCCAGAGAGUUUUAUUGUCAUUUAUUACAUUUUUUUAUUGUUUCUUUGUAUGUAAAUACAAAUAUAUUAAAACUUCAAA